AGUUGUUCUACAAUAUAAAUAUGAUGCUAAUGCCCAGUACUCUAUAGUUGUGAUAGCACUUUAUCCAGUUCAGUAGUAGUAUUCUACCAAAGUGUAACCAGCACAAGCCGGUAUGAUUAAGGUACUAUUUCUUCUUAGCUGUUUGGCUUUGGUCACAUUAGCAGAGCCACCAGUGAAUGGCUACCUACCUCCUUCCUCAAAGUAUGGAGCACCAUCGAAUGGCAAUGGGCUGUCUUCCCAAUAUGGUGCACCAGCCAAUGGUAAUGGUGUAUCAAGCCAGUAUGGCACUCCCACCAAUGGUAAUGGUUUGUCAAGUCAGUAUGGGGCACCAACCAAUGGCAAUGGUUAUGGCUCCAAAAUAACAUCAGCAGCAUAUAGCAAUGGUCUCAGCAAUGGCAAUGGAAAGAACGGCUACAGCAAUGGCAAUGGGAAGAAUGGGUACAGCAAUGGAAAUGGAAAUGGCUACACCAAUGGAAAUGGAAAUGGCUACAGCAACGGAAAUGGAAAGAACGGCUACAGCAAUGGAAAUGGUAAUGGCUACAACAAUGGAAAUGGGAAUGGCUACACCAAUGGGAAUGGAAAUGGCUACAGUUCAGGAAAUGGAAAUGGGUACACCAAUGGGAAUGGAAAUGGCUACAGUUCAGGAAAUGGAUACAGCAAUGGAAAUGAAAAUGGAUUCGGCAAUGGAAAUGGAAAUGGCUACAGUUCAGGAAGUGGAUACAGCAACAGUAAUGGCAAUGGUUAUGGCAGCAGUGGAAGUGGCUAUGAUGACCAAUCAGAACCUGCAAACUAUGAAUUCUCUUACGAUGUGAAUGCACCCGAAUAUGGUGUUGAGUUUGGUCAUCAGGAGAGCCGUCAAGAUGAUUUUGCCAAAGGAUCCUACUACGUCCUGCUGCCUGAUGGCAGGAAACAACUGGUUGAGUACACGGCUGACCAGGAAGGAUACAAACCAACAGUCACCUAUCAAGAAGCAAGUGGCAACGGCAAUGGCUAUUCUAAUGGAAAUGGAAAUGGUUACUCCAAUGGAAAUGGCAAUGGUUACUCCAAUGGAAAUGGCAAUGGUUACUCCAAUGGAAACGGCAAUGGUUACUCCAAUGGAAAUGGCAAUGGUUACUCCAAUGGAAAUGGCAAUGGUUACUCCAAUGGGAACGGCAAUGGUUACUCCAAUGGAAAUGGCAAUGGUUACUCCAAUGGAAACGGUAAUGGCUACUCCAAUGGAAACGGUAAUGGUAAUGGAAAUGGCAAUGGUUACUCCAAUGGAAACGGUAAUGGUAAUGGAAAUGGCAACGGUUACUCCAAUGGGAACAGUAAUGGUGGAUACCAAUACAAGAGAUAACUAUUCAAUCAACUAUAGAAAUCAACUCAAUAUUAUAAUGGAUCUCUGAAGAAUGAUAUACUGAUGACUACUUCUAAGAUGUCAUGUUAUGUAUAUAGCUAUGGUUUUUUAUUUAUUUAAGAAAUUUAUGCAUUUUUGUAAAAUGUGAACAUGUAAAUAAGCUUUUAUAAGAGAAUAUUUUUGUAUUUGUGAAUAAAACUUUGCUCAGUCAUUAAAAA
Nilaparvata lugens (brown planthopper) is the source of this 1554-nucleotide messenger RNA. RefSeq names its product pro-resilin. NCBI's taxonomy places the organism in Eukaryota, Metazoa, Arthropoda, Insecta, Hemiptera, Delphacidae. The coding region runs from base 113 to 1336 and encodes 407 amino acids. The record is from RefSeq and is a predicted model, not a curated record. The transcript is spliced from 3 exons. Gene Ontology annotation, cellular component: extracellular matrix.